Messenger RNA from Torulaspora delbrueckii, 1038 nucleotides. RefSeq lists its product as uncharacterized. The coding region runs from base 1 to 1038 and encodes 345 amino acids. The record is from RefSeq and is a predicted model, not a curated record. The transcript has a single exon. Lineage: Eukaryota; Fungi; Ascomycota; Saccharomycetes; Saccharomycetales; Saccharomycetaceae. Gene Ontology annotation, cellular component: cytoplasm.
AUGAAUUCGAAAAUUGUGGAAGAUCGAGAAGUAGCUGAUUUCUUUAUUGGUGCAUGCUCAGAGACAUUACUGUCGUUUCUGCAGGAAUUGCAUUCAGCCCUGAAGAAAUAUUCUGAGAAUCCCGAAAUUAUUCCACCACGUAUUGUUGGAACCAUUCCAUCUGGUAGCACUGUACAUCUUUAUAUGCCUGUGAUUGACGAUGUGUACUCCGGAGUUAAGACUUUAGGGUACAAUGCUAGUUCUAACAUGGGUUUCGUGGGAUCUAUCAAUGUCACUGACGCGGAGUCCGGUAUGUUAUAUGGUACGUUGCAGGCUAAGGAACUCACCGGUGUGAGAACAGCAUUGGUGAGUUGCAUUGGGUUGUAUCAUCAGUUAGAUAAAUUUGAAAACCUGGGUGCCAUCAAUUGUACCGUCUUUGGCAGUGGUUUGCAGGCCUUCUGGCAUGUCUUGUUUUGUGCGAGGCUGCUUAGUGGUAAAUGUAAGCAGCUUAAUGUCUGCUUUGUGAAUCGUUCCUCGAAGAUUGAUCUGGAACCUAUUAGGACGAUCUUAAACAGAGAUGAUACCAACAUGGAACUUUCGUUCACACUCGUGAAACUGUCUGAAAAGCUGGCUGUGAAGAAAGUCGUUGCUAACAGUCACAUAAUAUUUGGUUGUGCGCCAUCUGAAGCUGCAAAUAUUCACUAUACAGACUUAGCCGAAGUUGAGACUAUUGUUCCACAUACUUAUAUCUCGCUGAUUGGCAGUUACAAGCCACACAUGCACGAAUGUGAUGCGAAACUCAUCAGUGAGUUUCAGAAGCAGAAGGUUCCUAUCUUGGUUGAUUCCAAGGAACAUACUCUCUUGGAAGCUGGUGAAUUGAUUGACAGUAAUGUCAAGCCCCAUCAACUACAAGAAAUUGGACGUUUAGAAAAGGACAAAUUGCAAACGAUUAGAUGUGAAAAGAAUAAUCGUACUAUCACCCUCUGUAAGAUCGUGGGUUUGUCCAUCAUGGACAUCUGUGUCGCUAAGAAAUUGCUAGAGGUAUCAAAAUUGGACUGA